Cannabis sativa is the source of this 2425-nucleotide messenger RNA. RefSeq lists its product as uncharacterized. The record is from RefSeq and is a predicted model, not a curated record. NCBI's taxonomy places the organism in Eukaryota, Viridiplantae, Streptophyta, Magnoliopsida, Rosales, Cannabaceae. The coding region runs from base 288 to 689 and encodes 133 amino acids. The transcript is spliced from 4 exons.
UUCUAAACCUAAAUAUAACCCUUCCACUUUCUCAUCUCCUACAGCCGUUCUCUUCUCUAACUCAAACCUAAACCAAAAUUUUCUUCUCUUCAUCACUGUCAAUCUCUGUCGCCGUUCCACCGACCACCGACCACCGACCACCGACUAUCUCUUCAGUCGACGGUAGACUCCACUCGCUGCCCUCGCCGACCAGUCCAGAACUUCAGUCGAGGUCUACUCUACUCCCUGCCCUCGCCGACCUGAGACAAAGGGUUAUCAUUUGAAAGCAGGGCUUGUUAUUGAAGGAAAUGGUGGCUUCGGUAAAGCAGUUUCGGGUGGAACUUACGGUAUCAGAUUUGGAUUCUCUCACUAUUCCUGCCAAAAUAUCCGGUGAGUUUCGUGGAAGCAUGGUCGGCAAAUUCAGACCAGUCUACCUGUAUGACGGAGAACAAAUGAGUGAAAUGGUUUUAAGGCCUAGGGAGGAUUCCAUUGCUAACAGUUUUAAUGCAACGUUUUUCUUUUGGAAGACGACUUGGGGGCCGUUCGCUAGGGAACAUAAUCUAGAGAGGGGCUGUACUCUUAAGUUUGAACGGAUGGACGAGCUGCCUACUCAUCUUCCCGGGAGACUAGAUAGGCUACUGUUGGACAACAAUUGGGUGUACAGGGUGAAGGCCUACCGCAAUGGGGUAGAGUUGCUCAAUUUUCCGUAAGGACAAGCUCGAAUCUCUUAUGCGGAGAUUGUAUGUCAAAAAUUUUCCUCAGAGGUAGAAAAUGAAGGCGUGGAGACAUUGUUUAGUCAUUAUGGAAUCGUUGGUAUUCAUAUUUUCAAGAGGACUGUGGAUGCGAUAGCAACAGUGGAGUUCUCCACCUUCGAGGGGGCUCACGAAGCUUUUCUUCGCGUAAAUCAUACAGUAUGUACUAUUCACUUUCUAGCUACAUACAAUUACAACAAAUAAAGUAAAAAGAAAAAUAAAUAAAGUAAGAUGUGUAUAAAAAAAAUUACAACACUUACUAAUAUGUUUAACUUUGAUUUUUUUUUUUAUAACGAAUUCCAACUAUCUCAAUAACACGAUACCACAUAAGCUUCUAAGAAUAUUUAUAUAAUAAAUUAUUAUUAUUAUUAUAAGUUUUUAUUAUUAUUGGAUAAGUUUUAUAUAAUAAUAAGUUUUUAUUAUAUUUUGGCUAAAAUAUUAUAUUUUUGAUGUUUUGCUAAGCUGUAAGUUGAAAGGAAAGAAAUAAACAAACCACAAUUGCACUUGCAACACAGAGAUGAACAGUGGCAUGUAAGUGUAUCGGUGGGAUCGGUGUUAUUGAGAUAGUUGAAAUUUGUUAUAAAAAAAAAAUCAAAGUUAUAACAUAUUAGUAAGUGUUGUAAUUUUUUUAUACACAUCUUACUUUAUUUAUUUUUCUUUUUACUUUAUUUGUUGUAAUUGUAUGUAGCUAGAAAGUGAAUAGUACAUCCUAUAUGAUUUACGCGAAGAAAAGCUUCGUGAGCCCCCUCGAAGGUGGAGAACUCUACUGUUGCUAUCGCAUCCACAGUCCUCUUGAAAAUAUGAAUACCAACGAUUCCAUACUGACUAAACAAUGUCUCCACGCUUUCAUUUUCUACCUCCUGAGGAAGAUUUUCGACAUCCAAUCUCCGCGUAAGAGAUUCGAGCUUGUCCUUACUCUGUAAAAGAGAAGUGAAUAAACUUAGUAAAACAAAAAAUAAAAACAAACAAAGAUUCUCUCUAAAGUAUACAUAAUUACCAGAAAAUUAGGCAACUCUACCCCAUUGCGGUAGGCCUUCACCCUGUACACCCAAUUGUUGUCCAACAGUAGCCUAUCUAGUCUCUAUAUCAUAAUUUAAAAUGAUUAACUAAGAUUCAAAUUUCGAAAUAUAUUAAAAACAAACAAGAAAACUUACUCCGGGAAGAUGAGUAGGCAGCUCGUCCCUCCGUUCAAACUUAAGAGUACAACCCCUCUCUAGAUUAUGUUCCCUGGCGAACGGCCCCAGGCCGUCUUCCAAAAGAAAAACGUUGCAUUAAAACUGUUAGCAAUGGAAUCCUCCCUAAGCCUUAAAAUCAUUUCACUCAUUUGUUCUCCGUUAUACAGGUAGACUGGUUUGAAUUUGCCGACCAUGCUUCCACGAAACUCACCGGAUAUUUUGGCAGGAAUAGUGAGAGAAUCCAAAUCUGAUACCGUGUCACCUGGAACUGUUUUACCAGAGCCACCAUUUCCUAAAAAACCAUAAACAAACAAUAUACAAUUAGCCCACCAAAGAAAAUAAAUAGUUGAUUUAUGGGUAAUUCUACUUUCUAAGCAAAUAAAUGGAGGUAGAUGCAACUUUCUAAAAUGUUCACGAGAUAUUUUUCACAGUUCUUAUAGUAAUAAAUCUCUAUGUGUAUAUUCAAACAGCCUAAUAAAUCACAUAAAUUAGAAAACUAGAAUUGCUUCAUACAUGCCA